UCUGGAUUUGGGGCGAGGAAGAACUGCGCGCCCUGACAAGCGACCGAGGUGGGACACUAGUUCCUCUGUUGUUUGGUUUCCUUGCCCCUUCAGAGCAUCACUUCCAGAGCUGCUUUACGUAUAGGCUAGCGUGGCCCGACUCAUCUAUCCCGCGCUCAAUCAAAGUCAGGUGCCUCCAUCUCCUGACAACCCUGAGUGUUUUGCCUCCUCCCCUCCGGGCAGUGAGAUAUGAAUACACAACUGGAUUAGAACGAGGCUGUGCGGCAAUAAACAUAGAGUCAAGUCAGGAGUGUGAUGGCCUGAGGGGGUUGCUCCCCAUCCCACCUGCCUCUGCCAGGUCCAAUCUGUCUAACCUGUCUGCACAGACACCGCAACCCACCAUUGCUAUGGGAGACGGACUGGAAGCAGGUAGCAGUCAGGCCCCUCCCUCUGUCCCUCCCCCUCUCCCAUUCAACCCUCCACCCCCUGAAACAUGGAAUCCCUCCAGACCUAAACGACAGACCAACCAACUACAGUACUUAUUGAAAGUGGUGUUGAAGACUUUAUGGAAACACCAUUUCGCAUGGCCCUUCCAGGCUCCUGUAGAUGCCAUCAAACUCAACCUGCCUGACUAUUACAAAAUCAUCAAGACCCCUAUGGACAUGGGCACGAUAAAGAAACGCCUUGAGAACAGUUAUUACUGGAAUGCUCAGGAAUGCAUUCAAGACUUCAACACAAUGUUCACAAAUUGCUACAUCUACAAUAAGUCUGGUGAUGACAUUGUGUUGAUGGCUGAGGCCUUGGAGAAGAUGUUCCUCAACAAGAUAUCCGAGAUGCCCCAGGAGGAGACUGAGAUUGCUGUGGUUUCUAAGGGACGCCGCGGGGGCAGACGGGAGCAAGAUCUGAUCACCAAAACUGACUCAGGCCAGGAGUCCUCCUCACCCUCUACUACUCCACAUACACGAGGCUUCUCGUCCCCCUCGACAGCCCCCCAGACACGGACACCAUCCCUAACAUCCACACAACAAGGCCCUCCCAGCUUACCUCUGGCCCAUCCGCCCCAGGCCCAGCAGCAGCCCCCUCGUGUUCCCCCCACAGCUCCAUCUCAUGCUCCCCAGCUGGGACCCCCAUUCCCCCUCUCAACACUGGAUGUCCUGGCCCAGGGCCUCACUUCUGUUCCCCCUCCAGCCCCGGCUCACUCAGGCCUUCAUCCCAGCCAGCUUCCACAAAGCCCUGCAGCUCCCAUCAAGCAAAGGAAGAGCCAGAAGAGGAAAGCAGACACCACCACUCCCACCGCCAAUGACCAGCUCAGCGAAUCGUCACCCAUCUCCUCUGUCGAGAUCCGGCCCCGCCGAGAGACUAACCGCCCAUUGAAGCAGCCCAAAAGAGAAGUCUCACAGCCAGACUCUCAGCACCACCUGGUUAUGGGCGGUGGUUUAGGAGGGACUUCAACUCCCAAGCGUCAGGAGCAGUUGCGGUACUGUGCAGGCCUGGCCAGGGAGUUGCUGUCCAAGAAACACGUGUCAUAUGCCUGGCCCUUUUACAAGCCAGUAGACGUACAAGCUCUCGGUCUCCAUGACUACCAUGACAUCAUCAAACACCCCAUGGAUCUCAGCACCAUCAAGUCUAAGUUUGACAGUCGACAGUAUCACGAUGCCCAAGAGUUUGCAGCUGAUAUCAGGUUGAUGUUCUCCAACUGUUACAAGUAUAAUCCGCCAGACCAUGAUGUCGUUGCCAUGGCACAUAAAUUACAGGAUGUGUUUGAGAUGCGCUUUGCCAAAAUGCCAGAUGAGCAGGAGGAUCCUGCUCCUGUCCCCACUCCAUCACCAGCCCUCCACCCUGCCCCCUCCACUCGGCAAGUCCCACCUCCUGCUGCUGUGUCUGAUGACAGCUCCAGCUCCUCUGAAUCGGAGUCCUCAGGAGGAGACUCAGAACAAGAGAGGCAGCAAAGAUUAGCUGAGCUACAGGAACAGCUCAAGGCUGUCCAUGAGCAGCUGGCUGCACUCUCCCAACCACAGGCCAGCAAGCCCAAGAAGAAAGAGCGGGAGAAAAAAGAGAAGAAGAAGGAGAAGCACAAGAAGAAAGCAGGGGUAGAGGAAUCAGUGGAGGCUCCGCCCUCUGCCAUGCUCCAGUCCUCUAAAAAGAGCAAGAGCAGUAAGGAAACAAUAACUGUCAAGAAGGAAAGAAAAAAGCCUAGUAAGAAAGAAGGCAUCAAAAACAGUCGCCCGGGUGCACCCCCCCAGACCGGGCCUACCCCUCUUGUUCCUUCAGCCUCUCUGGAAGCAGAGGAUGAUUUGGGUGUGUUUGGCGGUGGAUCCAGUGACAGGUGUAAGCCAAUGUCAUAUGAGGAGAAGCGCCAACUCAGCUUGGACAUCAACAAAUUACCUGGUGACAAGCUGGGCCGUGUUGUACACAUAAUCCAGUCACGUGAGCCUUCACUGAAGAACUCCAACCCGGAUGAGAUUGAGAUUGACUUUGAGACGCUGAAGCCCUCCACAUUGCGAGAGCUAGAAAAAUAUGUCUCCAGCAGCCUUAGGAAAAAGAAAAAACCAACAGCAGAGAAGGUUUUGGAGUCAGCAAAUGUGAUGAAGAUGAAGACAGGGUCUUCUUCAUCAGGCAGCAGUGACACCUCUGAUGACAGUGAGGACUCUGAAAAUGAGCUGGUUCCCAAGCAGCAGCAGAAGAAGAAGUCUUUGUCUAACAAGGACACCAAGAGAACCCACCACACAUCCCUCAACAGUGGGGCAGGCCAAGUUCCCCCCCAGCCUCAGCUGCAACCUCAAACCCAGCCCCAGCUUGUCCAGUCCAAACCUCCAUUUGUCCCCCCUCCCCCUGUCUCUGUUUCUGUCCCAUCUCUGGACACUUCCCAGCUUUUAGGGUCUGGAUUUGAUCCCCUGGCCCAUUUCAUGACCCCCAGUCUUUCGCAAUCAAGCACAGAGCCUAGCCCAACUGUUUCUACUGCUGGUGCCCCCACUGGUUCUGGCCUCCUCAAUGCAAAUGCACACACCAGCCAGACCUCUGCUGAGACGCACCCUUUCCUGAACCAGCAUCCCAUCAUACCCUCACCAGCCCUCCACAACGCUCUUCCACAACAACCAUCACGACCUAGCAACCGAGCAGCACCACUUCCUCCCAAAGCCUCGCAGCCUGCCACCUCCUCCCUUCCUUCUCUGCCUCCAUCCUCCUCAGGCCCUCUUCAGUCCACGCUUCCCCUCAACCUCCCCCACACUGUUCCCCGCCCCCGAGUACCUUCCCCGCCAUCCCAUGGCAUCUUGGGUACCCUCUCAGCACAACCUCCACAAGCCCUGCUGGAGGAUGAUGAAGAGCCAACGCCAACCAAUUCUGAAACCCCACCCUCAUCGCUGCCUCUCAGCCAGGUCCAGAUGUACCUCCAGUCUCUCCAGCCCCGGGCUCCUGCACAAACCCAGCCACAGCAGGCACACACUCAUUCACCCACACAGGCCACCUCGCAGCUGAUGCAAUCAGUGCAUGCACAGGCUCCCACCACUCCCACUACUGCUUCAACGCAGAGGCAUGCACACAUGCAGCAGACGUUCGCACACACGCACAUUUCAGCAACACAACAGCAGCAUAAGGGGCCGACCCUGCAGCAGAAACUACAGCAGAUGCAGCAACAUCAACAGCAGUCAUCACCACGCAGCAAAUCAGAACUUUUUUCAACAGGUUCCCUGAGGAAUAGCCCUUCUUCACUGAUCAUGCAUUCUCCCCAGAUGCCUCAGUUCCAGCCAAUAGAACAGCAUUCACCCUUACAACCCAAGAAAAAUGAACAGAGGUCCAACCUGGGAGGGGUCAAAGAGGAAAAACGUUCCCAUUCCCCAGCCUUUCUGCCCUCCUCCCCCUUCAGCCCUGCCCUUCGCCAGGAUACACACAAAUCCCAUGACAACAAACAAACUCAAAGAUCAGAUCUGAAGCCAUUGGAUCCUUCCCGCCAUGGAUCCCACUUCUCUGACUCUCCCGCACUGCCUUCCUCCCAACAAGACAACAAAGUGAAGCAAGAGCCCAAAACGCCCAUUGCUCCCAAGAAAACACAGGAUGUGAAAUUAAAAAACAUGGGUUCCUGGGCAAGCCUGGCUCAGAGGUCUCAGUCCACCCCCGCCUCCUCGCUUCGCUCCUCCAGUGACAGCUUUGAACAAUUUCGAAGGGCCGCUCGGGAGAAGGAGGAGAGAGAAAGACAACUAAAGGCGCAGGCGGAGCAGGCCCGGAGAGAGCAGGAGAAACUACGCCGUGAUGAUGAGGACUCAAUGGAGCAAGCUCGGCGAGCACAGGAAGACUCCCGCCGUCGACAAGAACAACAGUCACCACUCGCCCCAACGCCCCCUGCUUCUACCCCACCUACUCACUCCCCGCAAGCCCCGUCCAGCCAACCUCAAGCCCCGGCCCCAGCCUCCUCAGCUGCUCAGAAUGCCCUUGACCAGCAAAGGGAGAUGGCGCGCCGACGUGAGCAGGAGAGGCGUCGGAGAGAAGCGAUGGCUGACACCAUCGACAUUAACUUCCAGAGUGACCUCAUGGCCAUUUUUGAGGAGAACCUUUUUUAAGAAGAUGGGAGUGAGAUGUGAGGAACACAGAAAGAGAGAAGAACCCUGACACACAAUGGGGGAAUAUACCCACAUACAUACAUAUAGACUGAUGUCCUCAUACAUUUGCUUGCUGCUCACACAGAUUGAAAUACACACACACACACACACAGACAGAGUUAAUGGUGACUCGCCCCCUUGGUCCGGCUUGUAACAUGUGAGUCGGUAGGUGCAGUGAUACAGGCGCCCCACUCAACCCUUUGUUCUUCCUCCAACCUCGGGUGUAUUUGGUGUUUGAUUCGUCUUUACAGUCGACGAUUAAGUUUCCCAAGGCAACAGAGUGAAAAUGGACACUGACUCGGCUAGUCAAUUUUCUCACCCCUUUCUGGAAUGAAAAGACGGUGGUAGAAUAAAAGGGAAAAAAAGAGACUUGUGCAUGAAAAAUGUCGGAGGAAAGGAAGAAGCAGAAGGAGAAAAUGCAGAGAGAAAGAAAGACCCUUUCUCAAAUCUCUGAACAUAGACAUGAGGGGCUUAGAAAGAACGGGUGGACGAGAUUACAGAUGGAUCGAUUGCGUUUUGUUUUUAUCUCAAUCGUUUUUCCCCUCUUUUUAUUUGGGGUUUUACCUGGGUUGGAUUGGGAGGAGUGUUUUCGUGUGUCAGGUUUCGAGUUCAUCAGAGAGUUAGCUGUUUUCUCAGGACACGGUGGGAACGGACACCCUGGUCACAUUUCACACUUUUUCAGUGGCACCCUUCCUCCUUCCCCCUCCACAGACUGUCGUCUUUCUACCGGUGUAACACAAAUUGUGGAGCGGUGGAAUAAACAUGCAGUCCGAUAAUCUGUAAUUGGUCUGUGUAAGUUUAGAGGAGGAAGGAACAAGGAAGAAUUGACAUUUCAAAAGUGCUUGAAUGUGUCCUUUGCCUUAGAGCUCUGCCCUGUAAGCUAAGAAUCACACCCUGCAAAUUAUACAUAUAAAAAAAAGA
Molecule: messenger RNA, 5495 nt
Organism: Lampris incognitus (smalleye Pacific opah)
Lineage: Eukaryota; Metazoa; Chordata; Actinopteri; Lampriformes; Lampridae
Product: bromodomain-containing protein 4-like
Exons: 22
Coding region: 387-4535 (1382 amino acids)
Biological process (GO): positive regulation of transcription elongation by RNA polymerase II; chromatin remodeling
Cellular component (GO): nucleus; chromatin
Source: RefSeq, a predicted model, not a curated record